CAAAUUUUAUUUCUUUCUCCUUGUUACAGGAUCGAGGAUAUCGCUAAUCCAAGAAUGAAAAUUACUCAUGAUGAGGAGCGAAUCCGGUCAGUUUCAUUCGAGUCUACAACGGAUACGAUGAGAUAUGCCAUGCACAGAAUAGCUAAAGUUCACUAAUUUAGUUACAGUUUAAUAAGUUGCAAAAUUUAUGUUUUAAAUUAAUGAGGAAAACUGUGUGAAAAUAUCAAGGUGGAAGAAUCAUUUCAGGGAUAUUUCGAUCCUUCCUUCGAGUGCAAUGAUGUGUAUUUUUAGGGUGUCAGUGGUAUUGAUAGUGUUUGAUGUUGAUUAACUUCAGGUAUCAUUUUCUUACAACUCGGCUAUUCAAUCAAGGUUGAGAAGAAAUCAUUUCGAGUGUUUUCUGAUUCAUCCCAGCGUUCAGUGUGUUCUUAUACCGAACUAAAUUCUGAAUCUUUGCUCAGAGGAUACAAUUCAGUUUAUUCUAGAGCAUUUAACCAUUGGUAUUUGGUGCUCUUGCACGUUGCUUCUUUCAAAACAAACAAAAAGAUCUAAUUUAUUUUAAUUUAACCAAAAAAAUGCCGCAGUAUUACAGUAUUACAGCUUCUAAGCUGCCAUCUAUUGUAUUGAGUUUUGAUUUGUCUUUUAUGCUUUAGAAGCCCGACUCUAUCAACUUGAAGCUGAUUUUAGAGGGAAAACUUUAAAUCCCGUUUAUGGAUUCUAUCAAUUCAACCUUUUCAAAUCGUGUAAAAAUGAAAUUAUUAAAAUCCUCACCACGAAAUGCUCAAGCUAUGUCAUUUUUUGCCAAUUAUGAUUUCCAACUCUAAUUUAUUUUUUUUCGCCUUCAUUGUGCUUUCAGUUAUAAACUCAAGUUUGCAGGUUAACUCUUCACUUUUCGAUGCAACCCAAAAUGUUGAACUUGACCUAUUUCUCUGUGUUGAUAAAACAAAGUUAAUUUUUUUAGAGUAUCGAUGCGAUGGCAUUCCCAAUUGUCCUGAUGCCUCUGAUGAACGUUCGUGCAAUUGUCCUACAGGCCAGUUUAGAGCAUCAUCAGGCUACUGUGUUUCAUCUUUGAUAGACUUUGUCCAACAUCGCUAUUGUCAUUCCAAAAAUAAUCGAAGAGCUUGUUUUAAGGUUUGUCAACCCAAAGAGUUUCGUUGUUCCUCUGCAAAAUGCAUCCCACAGAGCAAAGUUUGUGAUGGUUUUGCUGACUGUGAUUAUUCGAUCGACGAAUGGCAUGAUUGUCAACCUCAGGAGAAAAAAAUUUUAAAGCAUAAAUGUGCAGUAGAUGAAUUGCCAUGUUACUUGAAAACUGGAAUCCGUUGUGCAAAAUUUUAUGAGGAGUGUUUUUAUUAUCACCAAUGUGAAGUUGACGGUUGCGAUCCGAAUUUCAGUUGUCCAAAAAAAUUAGAUUGGAGAUGCUUUGGUGGUCCUUGUGUGACAAAAAAAUCUCUGAAUGAUGAUAAAGCGGACUGUAUAGGUGGAGCUGAUGAAACUCCGAAUGCUGCCCGAUGGAAAAAAGGGCUAAAGCCAUCAAUCGAUUCUAAACUAGGUGUUAGUAUUGAAGCUUCUUCAGCAGUGUAUAAAUUCGCCAAAUAUAUACUUUCACUGUUUCUAAUUUGCGCUAUUGGUGUUCAACUGUACAUGUUGAAAAACAACUCUUCAAGUCGAUUCAAACGUCGUUCCUCUAAAAAAUGAAUCCAACUGAGUAUCUCACCUAAAGUAGAUGCUGAUGACAUUGUCAGGAUAAUUGAAAUCACAAAGUAAAAUCUCAUCCAACCGCAACAAAAAUCUGAAGCAAUAUGGUUUAAAAUUUGAAAUAUUAUCAGCAAGAAACAAUAAUGUUAUUAAAUAACAAGAGACAGUAAAUUUUUGCUCCAAUAACAGCCGUUGAUUGAAUUUAAUCAAAUUGUCCUCCUUUGAUGUAAACCCUGAUUCUUGAUUGACUUGGUUUUAAAAGAAAUAAACCUGGCAAAAGCAAAAAGAAGCAGAAUCUUGAUCAUCUCACAGCUAAUCACCAUGUACAAUCUGCACAAAUCUCUCAUCAACAAUUGAUUCACCGAUGAUUCAAUUCACUGUCGCCAUUGCAAUCGAUUUCUCACCCAGUUCCAUUUAAAAUGAUAACGAGACUAACCUACAAAAUGCAAGACACUUUCAACACUUGGCAAUAAUUAAUAAUUCAAUGAAAAGAUAUUGAAUUCAGAACAUUUCAAGGCCUUCAAAUGUAACAGUUAAUUUCCAGCUCAACAAUACUUUUAAGAUGAUAUUUUUAUUUCCAUAGCAACUGAAGUAAACACUUAAACCUGAUUUCGCCAACUAACCGCAAUUAAACAACAAUCUUUAUGUCAAACCAAUUAAAUGGUUGUUUACAUCAUCCUCUGUUUAUCUUGAUUCACUGUUCAUCUCAUCCCAUUAAUCAAGUCAAUAAUUGAAACAAUUCCUUGGUUUCCUUCUUAUUUCAACUGAUAGUUUAAAGUUUCAUUAUCAUGAUUAUUUCAGUUUCACUCAUUAUUUACUAUUACAUUGUCAACGUUGAAACAUUUGUUACCAUUGUUUAAUUAAAGUUACAAGAACCGGAAA
This is a messenger RNA of Tetranychus urticae (two-spotted spider mite), 2574 nucleotides long. RefSeq lists its product as uncharacterized. The record is from RefSeq and is a predicted model, not a curated record. Gene Ontology annotation, cellular component: plasma membrane. Gene Ontology annotation, molecular function: protein binding. NCBI's taxonomy places the organism in Eukaryota, Metazoa, Arthropoda, Arachnida, Trombidiformes, Tetranychidae.